Messenger RNA from Parastagonospora nodorum SN15, 605 nucleotides. RefSeq lists its product as hypothetical. Gene Ontology annotation, molecular function: peptidyl-prolyl cis-trans isomerase activity. Gene Ontology annotation, cellular component: catalytic step 2 spliceosome. Gene Ontology annotation, biological process: protein folding; protein peptidyl-prolyl isomerization. NCBI's taxonomy places the organism in Eukaryota, Fungi, Ascomycota, Dothideomycetes, Pleosporales, Phaeosphaeriaceae. The transcript is spliced from 3 exons. The record is from RefSeq and is a predicted model, not a curated record. The coding region runs from base 1 to 510 and encodes 169 amino acids.
AUGUGGCGCAGGACUGUGGCUGGUGUGGAGGACCACUCACUCGACCAGGGUACAAUUGUCAUCGAACUCUACAACGACGAUGCGCCAAAGACAUGCAAGAACUUCUCGACCCUCGCCCAGCGGCACUACUUCGACGGCCUCAUCUUCCACCGCAUCAUACCCAACUUCAUGAUCCAAGGUGGCGACCCCACCGGCACUGGCAGGGGCGGCGCGUCCAUCUACGGCGAGAAGUUCGAGGAUGAGAUAUCUCCCGCUCUGAAGCACACGGGCGCUGGCAUUCUCAGCAUGGCGAACUCGGGCCCCAACACAAACGGAUCCCAGUUCUUUAUAACGCUCGCCCCGACGCCAUGGCUGGACGGCAAGCACACCAUUUUUGGCCGGGUCAAGAGCGGAAUGCAGGUGGUCAAGAAGCUGGGCUUGGUCAAGACAGACAAGGAGGACCGACCAGUAGAGGAGGUCAAGAUCAACCGGGCCUAUCUUCCCGAGAAGGCGAACCUGCUCGAGAACUGAUCGCCCUUGCACGUCUAUGCUGGAAGCUGGAACGGCGCAAAACAAGGGCACGAUUUCAUUCUAGUUUAAUGCCCCGUUCGGGUGAAUAAGCACCU